AUGAAACGUGGUUUUCGGUACCUUUUCAAUCAGGAAAAAUUGAACAACAAAAAUGGUAAUGAUGAUGUGGGAGUGGAGCAAAAACGCGGAUUUUUUCAGAAAUUCUUCCAUCCAACAAGUUCACGUUCACUGGGUGGAGGUGAAGGAACGAGCGCAGAGCCGGAAAGAAGGCCACUGUUACAUGAUGAUGACGAAUAUGCUGUAAUUGACAGACAACAGGAUGAAUUCGUUAUCUCUAUUAACAAGGAAAAACGUGAAAUGUCAGCACCAUUAUCGCCGAAAAGUGUCACAUUUGAGGAUGAAUUGCUCAGUACAGCAACAGAGCGGCGUGGUCAAAGUGUGGCGCCACCUCCUACAUUUUUAACAAGAACAACUACACCUACGCAACAAGCAUUCAUCAAUUUUGAUUAUGAUGUGUCGCAGAUUUUAGGAAUAAAUCAUGAGCGUGAUGUGCAAUCACCAUCGAGAAGCACUUUAUCUGAUCGAGAGUAUUUUUCACCAGUUCGUUCAAGUCGUGAUGCAUCAUUAGCUUUGGAUGAAGCCACAAAUGAUUUGUUACGUCUUUCUUCACAGCCGCCAUCGGUUUGGUAUAGCAGUAGUUCACGUCCACUGCACGCCGAUCGCAUCCCAAAAUCUGCUUCUACUACAUCUAUGAAUAAAAUUAUUAGGACAAAGGAUGGCGAGUUAGUAAAACUUUCAAAUGCAUUCACUUGGGAGACUGAUCGGUUAAGUGAUCUUGGUCCUAGCGAUGCAUCAACAUAUGUAGAUAAAGAAGGACGACGACAUCAAACAGUUACCAUUUAUAGUAAUGAAAAGAGACAAGGGCCACCAAUAGUUCGAACAACAGUGGAAGGAAAAUUAAGAAUGGAAAAAGUUGUUGGGGCAAAUCUCAUAUCCGUUAAAUAUUAGAUCAAGAUUUAUGCUUCAGUUAAACUGAAUGAUGAUGCUAAGAGUUAUUUUACUGAACAGGUAAGAACUACGUUAGGGAAUCGUACGUUAAUUAUGGAAGAAUCGAUGGAUGGUGAGAAUCGUGAUAGAGAUUUCAAAAUGAGUCUUUAUGAAGAUGGUCAAUUAAAAACAAAAGAUGUCGCCGAUUUUCAAAUACCGUCGAAUGUGGAUAAAGCGAAAUAUCUCUCCUUGCUUAGCCAACGAUUAUUACAUGAUAUGGAAAUAUUGAAUCAACAGGAAGAACCGAAAACAACUCGGGUCGAAGUAGAAGUGAUUGAGAAUGUGACGAAAAUACUCAAAACAUAUAUUGUUGGAGAACGCAAUGAUUUGCUUCAAGAUCACCUGGUCGAUCAGACAGUUAGUGCAGUUGAUAAAAGUACUUACGACCAAGAGCUGCUAACAUCAUCAUAUGAUUUUACCGAAAAGGAAUACAUGGAUGUUUCGGAAAAAGAGGCGAUAACCAUCCAACCAUCAGCUGAUAUUAAAUUUCUUUUCGAAGGUCAUCAUUAUGAGGAUCACUCUGAAAUACGAUCCCAUCAAAGAACUGGUUCGGAAGCAACAACAACAUCGGAGAGUGCACCGUCAUCUUGUAUUUACAUUAAUGUAGAAUGCAUCUUGAAACGCAUGGAAGAUCGUUCACUCAAUGAGGUUAAUGUUGCAGUGCCGAACGUUUUCUCAGCUGUAUUAUCUCUAAUACGUGAACGUAUUCUACCACAAUUGCCAAAUAUUGUUAGCUAUGGAAUGGAACAACAUGGAAAACAGUAUUCCGGUGAAACAACGAUCAAACGCUUACAUCGUUUUGAAUCCACCGAAUCAUUCGAUGAAGUGCAGAAGGCAGUGGUUCAUACUCGAAAAGAACAACCAAGCUUCUUGUUUGAGAAACCUCAGAUAAUUGAACCGGUGAAAAUUCCGGUAUUAAAUAUUACGGAAUUAGAUCUACGGCGAAUGGCAGAUACAUCAGCAAUUCUGGCAAAUUUCGCAAUUCCGCGUACCGAUCAAAGUCAAUUGGACAUCGAACGUCGUUACGAAUUUCGUGAAGCCCAAGGUGGCAGUUACGGUAUACAGCAGAAAGGACAGCAUUUCGAGGGUGAAAUGAUCCUUAAAAAAAAACGACGUCUUUUUUUGGAAUCAGAAUCAAUUUCAGAAGAAGAUAUUUGUGGACCAACAUACUUGAAUUUGACGAAGCAGGAAGCUCGUGGAGAAUUUGAAGUUGCAAUAAUCAUUUCUAACGAUCAUCGCAGUUCUCCAAAGCACUUUCAAGAAAGCGAACCCACUGAAGUUAUCAAUUUAAUCGCACAGAUCAGCACGAAUGGAAAAAAGGAGGAGAUACUUGCUACUCUUGCAACUAAGAUUAGUUGUAAAGAAGUAUUCAGCGGGCAAGAGAUGAAUAUCGUAACCAGCAAUGCAAUCAUAACAAUUGACAAACUGGCCAGUACAGUGAUGAUGUCUUGUGACAACGUACGUCACGCUUCACGAUUUUCUGAUGGACAUGUAUUAAAAACGAAGGCUGCUACGGAAGAAACAGCUAUAGUUAUGCUCAGUAUGGGACAUGUUAGCAAAUACUCCAAUCAGCUCACGAUAGAAUUUAUCGUGAAAGACGUUAGCAGGCAGAAAGCAAGUCUUUACUCACGAGCAAGUCUUGAAAAUGAGCGUGCUUCAAACGUAUCACUGAAUCGAGGAUCAAAAAUGUUGGCUGCAAGUAUACGAUUAUUUGAACGUAUGAAGCAGAAUGAACAAAUGACGAUUACUGAAUUUGGAGACGAAAGAGAACAAGUUGUUAUAUUGUUACAACGUGCAGGUAUCAUGUGUGGACAGGUGCAACGUGAGUGGCCCGAAGCAGUGACAGGUAGGUCAAGAACCACUUGCACUACUAUCAAUACCACUACUACCAAAACUUUUAAUAUUUUUGAAGCUCUCACCGACACUUUCAUGACCACCGCUGAUUUUCCAAGCACUGAUUUAACAACAAAUACAACGAUUAAACAUUUCCACUUAUCUAAUUUCAAAACCAUUUUACCGACUCAUAGUAUGGCACAAAAAAUUUUCCCAUUAAUUGAGGUCGCAACCGUUUCAUUGAAUCUUUCCGUCAAUUACACACAGCCUAUUCCGGAAAAUUUCGAUGAAAUUAGAGUUAAAAUUGCACGAUUAUGUAACAUUGAUGAAAUUAAGCAGCAAAUUAAUGAGAAAGAAGCAUCUUUACAAAUGUUCGUUAAAACAAUGAAAGAUGGUGAUGAUAAUAGUGGACAAGUUGGAGAAAUUUUUGAUACUUUUCGGAGAGCUCGUGACACCUGUACGAACGAAGUAAGCAUUAUGAUGGAGCCUCAAUGGUCAGAUAAUGAUUUAAGGGACGAAACGAAAGUUUUAUCAUCAUUGCAUACAACCUUUGAAUGUAUUCAAAGUGGAACUGAAUUAUCAUUUUCUUGUGAUAGUCAUUAUAUACAUGAAAAAUCAACUAAACAAUCAACUGUAAAUGUUGAGAAUACAAAGGAAUCGCCUAAAACUAGUAAUAUAUUAGGGAUGGAUGAAACGAAGACAGACGACGCAAAUGACAUAUGUGAAGUAUUUCCUCAAUCUAAACAUCAAACGAAAAAGGAACGAAUAGUACCUAUUGAACAGAUUUCAACCAUAAGUUCAAGUAAUAUGAAUAGCAAUGAAGAUUGGUUCAGUGAUGCACAAAAACAGUGGAUCACCGCAAUUUAUGAUAAUUCACGUUCUUCGAGAGUUAAUUCUUUCCGACCUUUCGAUGCUGUUGAUUCCUAUAGAACAACUGAUCAUUUAUUUAGAAGCAUGGAACACGUAAAUGAUAACUGUAGAAUGGAAAACUUAAAUUAUUUGGAAAGUGCAUCACACAACUUAAGUGAAAGGCAGGAAUCAAUGUCACUAUGUAAUAACAUAUAUGAAGCAUGUCUAACAUUGAACCCAGUUGAUAAUACUCGUGAGCAACAACUUGAAUAUGGACAAAAAAGUAAACGGAUGCAUUUGCAAGAAUUCCUCUAUGAUGCGCAACAAAAAGAACAGCAACAGCUGUACACUUUUCCGAGAGUAAAACAGAAAGAAUUGAAAGGAAAGCUGUAUAACACUGCAAGUGAAACACGUGUUGCGAUGUUACAUGCAGGCUUCGAUCUUGAUACAACAUUACUUGCGACACCAGAAAUAGAGACGCAAUCAACAUUUGUAAGAGAUCGCAGCGUAACGACGAGUGAAUAUUUUUCGGAUGAACGAAGUUGGACUGCUACCACAGAAUCAUAUUAUAAACAACGAAAUAUCCAUAUGGAACAAAUAUCUAAGUCCGCUGCUGAUCUAUAUGAAUCUUCGCUGGAAGAGAAUUCUGGAGCAUUCGAUGAAAUAAGCCAUAUUUCAGAUGCAACAUACAACCAUAUGAAACAGUCCGAAAUAGCAAAUCCAGAAAAAAUCAAUAUGGAAAUGAUUCAUUCUUUUACCACUAGUCUUGAAUCCUCUGCAUUAAAAGAAUUUCUCGCAUUAACAGAGGGUGAAUCGAGUACUGUUUCGGAAACAUGCAGAUAUGAUGUUACAAUUGAGAAAUCCAAACAGCAUGAAGCAUCUUCAGUUGUAUUCUCAGCCGGAUAUCACGAUUUCAUACAACCAAAAAAGAUCGCAGAUGAAGCUUUAAUUGCUAAAAAGGAGGAGACAGAUUCAGAAAUAGAUGAACUCAAGAAAAAGUAUCACGAUUCGAUGUCAGUCUGGGGAACGAAUGUAAAGCAUAUUCAGGAUGAAAUUCCACCAUUAAGUCUUGAACACCAAAAUGAAAUAUUUCAGCAAACAACUAGUAGCACUACAGAAACUAUGGAAAUCACUGAGCAUAUGAUAUUAGGACCAGUACAAAAUAAAAAUAUUGCCAUAGUUGACACUGGAACAGGAACGAUAGAAACACACAAGCAGGAAGUAAGACAUAACAUUAGUGAAGUAGAUUAUCAUCAAGCAAUUCCACAAGCCCUUUCUACUUCACCGAAAACAAUUGCUAAAGUAUUAGUUUCGGAACAAGAAAUAAGCCAAACUGGCGCGAUUACUUUCAGUAAAGUUACACAGCCAAUUAAACAAGCAUGGAGUGAAACUGCACCGAUAAGUCGUGACUUGAUAACUACCUUGCAGAUGUCAACUAUGGAAUCCGAAAAAACGGAUGAUCGGCUUAAUUUUAAAGAAAUGAAUAAUAGAUUUAAUGCUGUUGCGCAUUUCCCACCCAAAUUCACGAGAAAGUUAAUUUCGAAGCCGAUUGUUGUAACCGAAAAAGCAGUAUCAGUUACACAGGAUGAAAUAGGUGCUGUAACAAAAACGCCGAGAACAAAAAUAGUGCAAGAACAGGAAGAACUUGUGAAGGAGUUUGAACAAGUACGACAACAUACCGUAACACAAUUCGAAAUUAUUGAAGGACAAAUGACAACAACUAAUACCUUCCGAGACUCGGAAUUUCUAGAAGAAAUGAAGCAUCUGAAAGGAGAAACUCAAGUACUAUCAAAGGUUCAGCAGGAAAAUCGAGAUGUAAGAGAGCUAACGGAAGGUUUCACUGAACAAACACAUAAAAAACGUCAGUUGAUGAUUGCGGAAGAAUUGGUAAAACCUGAAUUGUCCGAACAAGUAAAUAUGCAAGAGAUCGAAGAAGACCUAUCGAUAUAUCAACAGACAUCAACAAAAUGGAAAUUUGUGAAAUGUGCAAAAACAGAAAGUGAGGGACAAUUUUACCAAAUCGAACGUCGAGGCGUAAAUGCAGAAGUUCAUGGUGUGAUUAAAGAAAGUCUUAACCUUCAGAUUGCUACAAAUUUAACAGCAAGUACUCUGAAUGUAUCUCGGCUAGAAUUGGAAAUAAAAAAAGCCUCAGCGAUUACAGAUGCUGCUAUUGAAUCAAAUCAGAUAACGAUAGCAACUGACACGACAGAAGCAGAGCUGAUUCAAAAUACUGAUCUGAGAUAUACAUCUGAUCAAGUUGCUAAUAUUGAUAGAACUCUAGAAGUAACAAACAUAGUUGGGAAAGAAGUCAUCCUUGGGGUUCCAGAAUUUGAAGCAAAAACAAGAAAUUUCACGGAGUUGUGCAAAUCAGAAGAAAAAAUAGAACACGCAGUUACAGUAGCAAAUGCUAUAGAAUAUAAUGAAGAAGCAACUAAUUCAAGCGAUGUAUUUCAACGAAUUACAGUUCAAGGGACAGUUGAGCAGUGCACGAAAAUCAUUACUGAUGAGGUUGAACCUCAGAUUGACGUCGAUGCACAGUCUGCUUCAAAUGAAAGUGUCACAGAAGAUAUUGUUUUGGAAGUAUCAAUUGGAUAUAAGGAAGAAGCAUUAGUUUCUGGAUUGAACGAAGUGCUGAGAAGGGCAUCUGCGGAAAAGGUAAUACCACUCACACAAAUACAUGCGGAAAAGCUAGCUAUUACAGCUAUCACGGAACAAAAUAUUGAGUUUUCGAGGAUGAUCGAAAAGAUGGAAUCGUUCGAUACCAUUGGAGCAAAGCGUUCCCUGAAAGAAGUUGCUACUGAUAAAAAACAGCUAAUGAUUACUUCUAAAUCACAAGAACAUUCGUUGCUCAAGAAGUCUUCCGAUGAAGAGUGUAGUAAUACGAUACCAGAUAUAGAAAUCAUUCGAACUCAGGCAUAUGUUGUCGGAUAUGGCACUGCGCAAAUAGUAACCACGGGUUCGUUCGCAAGAUUGGAACACAAGGAAGUAGCGGAAAAAGCUGAAACACAAAUUGUCUCUUCAGUGAAACUUGAAAGUUAUUUUAAUACGCAGUUGGUUGCUUCAGAAUCUUCCUCGUUGGAAAUACAGCUAGAAUGCAACCGUAAUACUCAACUGGAUGUUGCCUGUAAUAUUGCACAAAAAUCAGUUGCAAAAUUCAUGAUGAAUCUGAAAGCAGCACGUGAAGAAGUAGAUGGCCUGGUAAGUACAUUCAAGACACAGGCAGAACAUACAUCAAGCGUUGCAUGCGUUUUAUCGGAUAAGAUAUGUGAAACAAUUUCUUCACGCAUUUAUGAAUUCGGCAGCGAACAUCAGCAAUACAUGGCACACUGGGAUAUGGUACAGAAUGCACUAUCAGCUGAGACAUAUGUUGCAGUUGCAGAAUUUGGAGACAUAACUUGCACCGUUGAUGCAGUCAAACACGAAGAUGUGGAAAUUAUCAAACCAAUCGAACAACCGGAACUCUCGGAACUCACAGAUAAAACGAUUUCGCUCAAACUACAUGCAUCUGAAAUUGGUAAGUGGAAGAUUGUUCAAAGAAGUGCUGAAGCUGUAUUUCAACGAUCUAAUGAACAAGCUGCUAGAGAAGCAACUAUAAAUAUUAGCAUUGGAUAUGUCGAGGACCAAAACGGAAUUUUUCAAGAAUAUGGUUCUAUUUCAACAGAAAUUGCUGCUCAUUUUGCAAGAGUUCUGAUAAGGAAAACCGAAAAUGAGGCAAAAAUAUCAAGCAGUGUUAGUCGACACUGGAAAGAGUGCUUGGAUUUGGAAGCUUGCAGAGAAUGUAUUGCAAAUUUGGAGCAAUUAUUGGUAAAAGAUGAACCAAGCGAAAUAGUUAAAUGUAUUUGGAGGGAAGUAAAUCAUGAAAAAGCUGUUGUUGGUUUUAUUGCAAGUUCUGAAAUAUAUGAAACAUGUGUAGUCAUGUUUGACAAGCAGUCACAGUGCCAAUCCUUAAAAACUGUACUGAAAGAUAGAAAUCAGGAAUGGAUAAUCAGCGAACAAUAUGUUGUACAAAGUGAAAUAGCAAAAUUAAUAGAUACAACGUGGACCAUCAUCGUGAAUGAUUUUGAUAGCGCUAUUAAUAUCUGUGAAUCUAAUCGUGAGCAAGUAACGCUUAAUACUUCAGCUAGUCAAGAACUACAGUUGGAAAGUAAACAUGUACUAUGUAUGAAACCACCUCAUGAGAAUGCUUCCAUACAUUUUCGUACAAUCACCGCUGUUUCAGGCGAUGAAAGACACUUUAAAAUAGAAUCUAAAAUGAAAGAAAGUAUCCUGACACGUUCACAAGAAGAAUUAUUUGCGGAAAGUGUGCAAAAAGAAAUACUUCGCGCUGAAAAUCUGACAGAAUCGAUUACAGAAAUUUCAGAAGCACAGUUAGAUGCUGGAAUUUUGUUGAUGCGUCGUUCCGCAAAGAAGACAACUGAAGCUGCUUCACAUGUUGUUAGCGUUGUGUUGACGUUAUCAGAACAUUUGAAAACGCGGCAUGCCGAGAAGACCAGCAAGGAUGCAAGCGUAGAGUUCUCUAUUCCAGCGUCUAACCUGGAAGUGGAAGAUAAUAUCUGCCAAUCUGCCAUCAACCGAGGUAUUGUAAGUUUGGAAACUAAAUGUGCGAAGGCAGUAGCCCUGCAAGAAACUAUUGAGUUAACUAAAUCACGUGAGGUAUUGGAUGGAACGGAAAGUAUUUUAAAAAAAGCCCAUACGGAUACUGUGUUUGAAAGACUGAAAGAAACAAAUUUCGAAGGUUUUGAAAUUUUAUCGCAAUGGACUACUGUUGAUCGAGAUUUGGAAGCUGAAGUAAAGCUGCUGCACACACGGAACAUUGUCAGUAAAUUCUCAACCCUGGCAACCAGUGAAGAAGAAACUUCAAUUGGUGAGACGUGGAUAGCAGCGGAAUGCAACACAGAAACGUGCACGGUCAGAAACGUCAUUACAUCGGAAUGUUGCCAACGUAGCUUCCAAAUUGAAUUUGACGAAGUGAGAAUAUGGUUGGAAAAUUUUGAAAAAGAAGGAAGUUCUGAGAUGUUUUUGUGUGGUAAAAAUCACGACACGUUAUAUGUAUCCGUACAUGAGUCGAUUUUGGAAAAGUUAAGCGCAGUGAUUAGUCUUUAUCGUGUAUCCAACGUUUUAUCGAAACAAAUAGCAAAUGAAUACAUUUGGCGUGAGCAACAAUUUCUCGCAACGCUUCCGCUAUACAUCAGUUGUGAAGAUAUCGAAGCAGAUUAUACAACUGUAGAUGUUUGUUUGGAACGUGAAGUAGCACAAAAAUAUUUUGAAACAGUUCAAAUUUCAUCCAACCAGAUGGAAAUGGAAAUUUUUGUAUGCGAAGAAACUGGGGAUGAAAAAUUACACAUGGCUGUGAAAUUACAAGGAAAACGAUUGGCUCCUUUAGGCGUAGAAGUAAUAUGGCCUGAAGCUAGAAAAGAAGACGGCAUAAUUGUUGAUAUGGAAGAAUAUCGGGAGGAUCAGGUGAUAUUAUAUGAACAAUUAACUUCCGGAGAAGUAAGAUUUGCGGAAUUCAACAUGACUGUUAUCAUUAGUGAAGAUUAUGAACCGCAGAUGCUAAUAACCAAUACUACAAAAGAAGAAAUUGUUAAUGGAUACGAGGAAUUUAGGAUAGUGCCGCAGGAAAAAACCAUUAACUAUGUGAUGAUUAUCGGGAAUAAAGGUGAAUGUUUGUCGAUAUGGUUACAAGAAACCAAACAAAACUUUGUUACUGUAGGAUUUCAAUAUAGUGAACAAGCUGAAGAGCAUGAAAUGGAAGGUAAUUUUGCUGAGAAACGUUUCGGAGGAAAUUAUCAGCUAGUAACAAAGUCGGCACAAGCGGAAGAUCGUAAUGCUAGCGUGGCAAUGUUACGUCAAACCGAAAAUGAAACAAUUACUGAAGUUUUAAAAGAAAACAUUAGGAGUUUCUCAUCGAUGGAGGUUUUGGCAUCAACAUCCAAAAUAAUAGUGAUAGAUAUUAACUGGGAAAAAACGCCACAAACAGCAUUAGCAUUAACGCAACGUCCUUGCUCCCGAAAAGCGGAACCAAUUAGAAGUCGUUUUCUGGAAAUCGGUGAAACCACGCAUACUGUAUAUGCACAAUUUAGAAUUAAAGAAGUUUCAUGGAAGACUCCAGUUAUUUGGAAGGUUCCAAAUUAUGGCGGGCAUUUAACGCUGAAUACAGAAUCUGCGGAGGAAACAAUUUCGGAUCGUGAAAUCGAAUAUCACAAAUAUGAAACAUCCGAGACUGCAGUAAAAACAUUAAAACAAGUGGUAACAAUGAUAGCACCAGUACUAUCAGCACAGCAUGUUACUGAGGUAACGAAAGAAAUUAGAACGGAUUUAGUAAGACCAUCACCUAUAGAUCAAGUUUACUUACUUUUUAAACAAGCCAAUAGAGGUGUCAAUAUUGGGGCAAAUUUAAUUGAAACAACAGAUAUAAAACAAUCCAGCUAUCUACAGUUAGCACGAGAAAUCGCAUCUGUAAAGCUAGAAAAGAUAAUAAAGGAAGCUCGAUUUGGUGGAAAAUUAAAUCUUACAACUGGUGCUUCGGAAGAAUACGAAUUGAAUGUGAUAAGAGAGCUUACAAAUGGCGCUAUUCGAAUCGCUCAUUGUAGUCAAUUAAUAGUUUCCAAAAAUUGGAGUCGUGGUACAAGUUGUGAAGUCAUUGCCGCGAAAUCAGAAUCUGCUAAUGUGCAUAUAAAUUUGCGAAAUUCGGAAAGUACAGAUGAUGCUAGCCGAACCAUGUGCCAAAAGCCACUAAUAAGAAAUACAUUGACGAUACAAGAGAGCGAAAUAGUUGUAUUAACUAUUAAUUUGAAUUAUAUCAAACAAAGAGCAAAGGAAAUUUCAGAGAAGACGAUAUGGUUGGCACGGAAUAGUGAGCCAUGCAUCCUGACAACAUCUGCUGCAACGGAUGAACAGAAGUUGGUACAGUGGAUUCUGGAGAAACGACGUGAUACCUUUUUAAGUGCUUCAAGGAGAAUUAUAAUUAAGAACGUUGUGAAAAUUCUUCCACUGGAAACGAUCCAGCCAGAAUUCGUAGAAAUUGCCGUUUGUUCCAACCUUCAACGCACUAUCGAAAUGUUAAAAGUGUGUAAAACUUUGAUAGCAUCUAAUCGCGGCUAUGACGUGUAUUGGAAAUUACAUGAAACAUGUGAGGAAAAUGAAUGCUUGAAUUAUCAAUUCAAGCAGGAGAAUGCGGUGGAACAAGUUGAAGCGAUUCUUCGUCAGCCAUGUUAUGGUGGUCGUUCAAUUAUGAAUACUUCUGCUACAAAAGAAUGCAUGACUGACGUAACACUUCGACUGGAAUCAAAAUUGCCUACUCAAGCCGAAAUAUACUUUUCAAUUGAUAUAUCCAAUAAAAACAUUCCUGUAGUAUUCUCGGCUAAGUCAACGGUUCUGGUAGAAAGUAAUGAAGUCAUUACUUUAAAACGAAAACAUGAAGCUAAAGAAGUAGAAAUUAUUCGUAAAAUAGCAAACAUGGAUACAGCACAAAUAGUCACUGCACAAAUGAGCUUGGAAGCAGAAAGCGUCAUUAUAAAAUAUCAGCAUAAGGACGAGCAUAUGGAGAUUCAGAAGACAAUAUUCAUUGCAUUUUAUGGAGGGCAUCAGAAGCUAGAAACUUUCGCGGCAAACAAAAUUAUUACUGAUAUCUAUGAAGAGAUUAUAUCCAAGCAUCUGAUGUUUGCGGAAGCAUGCUUGCACCAAGUGGUUGCAAAUGUUGCGAGGCCAUGCAACUUGUCAACGCAGUCAAGCAAGCUCGAGGAAAGCAAUCAAGAAUAUCAUCUCCAAAAGAAACAGAUUUCUGAAAACGAAGUAACAUUAAUGUUACUUGCUGCCAAUUAUGAAUUUAGUAAAUUUAGUACCAUAGAAAGUAGCAGUGAAAUAGAAACGAUCACCACCCAUUGGCAACGUGACGGAACGUAUGAAGAAGUUCGGUUAUGCAUCUGUGACAAACGUUUUGGUGGAAAUUUACUGCUGUCAACUCAUUUCGCUCAAGAAUCUUCUAUCAUAUUUACAGCUGCUUUAACAGCCUCCCGUUCCAGUUUGGAAAAAAUUAUUUUCACGAUAGUUACAGCACGUCAUAGCGCAGAACAACCUAUACUUGCAACAUCGUCCACUACCGAAAUGUAUGCUGAACUUAGUUGUCAUUUGAAUCGUCCAUCUACUGGUCAGCAAUCAACGGUCACCAUUCACGCUGCUAAUCAGAUUAAGGGCAUUAAUGUUCAACUAACCGAAAGUACCAUCAUUUCUGAAACUACUAAUAUACAAUAUCAACGACCAAAUAUAGUUGUUGGUACAUUUUCAGAAGUAUUUCCGGAAGCACGCUUUGGUGGAUCAUUGAUUCUAAAUACUUUCGCUGCCAAGGAAACUUCGAUCAGUAUUCAGUCUUUGCAGAGCUUCCAAGGAGCGAAGCAGCUUGAAGUGCAAAUAGUUUUUGUGGACAAGAAUCGAACAAGUGAAAUGUGCCAUAUGUUGGCAAUUAAAGAACAAACACUUACAGCAAACUUACAACUUCAAAAACCAAGUGAUUUGUCCAACGUUGAGAUCGUGAAACGUGCAUCGCGUAGAGCUGAUAAUCGGUCCUUUACGUUUAUAGAAUCAAAAGAAAUUAAUCAAUUCAAUAAUUUCUUGUGGAAAAAUCCUGCAGAAACCAAUGCUGAGCAGAUCACAAUUUUGAAAGAAAUACGUUACGGUGGUCGUUUGGAAUUAAGCACUGGAUAUGCAACUGAACAAGCUGUUACGAUCACGGAUACAUUAAAGCAAACUUCGGCAGAGCUAAGUUCGACAGUAUUAAGGAAAACGGCAAAUCAAGGCGAAUCAGUGAAUAUAUCCUGUUCAGCUUCUCAAGCAAAUUAUAUAUCUAUUAAUUUAGAAUUACAAUCCAAGAAACUGGCACAACUCGAAGUUUCCACCAGUCGCAAGGCAGCAAAUCAUGAAGUGCCACAAAAAUUGAUUACAAAUGAAUCCAGUGAACUGGUGCUGACAACUAAUGUUACAAUACAAAAAUCUUUGGAUUAUGAGUCGGCGCAAACUGUUUGGAAAGCGAAAAAACAAGGCGGAAUAAUCGAAAUACAAUGUAAUGCCUCAAAAGAAUCAUACGCAGAGUUGUAUAUUUGCCUAGAAUCCAAAUUAUUACAGAAAAAACAUGUUGGCGCAAUGCUGAUAAUUCAUGAAGUGCACUUUGGCGAGAAUGUAGCUAUGAAUCUGAUGGCAGCAGAAGAAAUCAUCUUCAACUUUGAAAUAUCCUUUGAAAAGCAAGAUGUGGAGAGCAAGCAAAGUUAUACCGUCAAAGCAAUCAACGUCGCGUUGCCGGAAAUACUGAAUACUACAGAAAGUCUGGAAUCAGUGAUAGAAAUUGAAAAAGUAGAAGUGUGGAAGCGUCUUAGUGAAAUGCAUGCAGAAUUUGCUUUGAAAUUAGCUAGGCAAUGUUUACCUGUUUCUUUGCAAACAGAUUCCGCUGAAGAAACGUUCAUACGACAUGAAUCGGAAAUGUGUGUCGACGUCCAACGUACAACUGGUGCAAUAGAAAUUGAAAAAUCGGCGACCAUAAUGGAACGUGAAGCAUUGACCUGUACGGAAGCAGUUAAUGUGACGUUACGAUAUAAAGCUGUAGAUGAAGAGCAAGAAGAAAAAGUCGAAAAACGAGUAAGUUUUGCGGCCGAAGUAACCGAGAAAACGAUGUCAAUGGACAUGAAUGUGACAGUAGAACAACGAGAAACUCCACACAUUGUGAAAAAACCGAUGAAGAAAGAACAAUACGAUCGAAAACCAACUUUACGACAGAAUGAAGCUCCGAACUUCAUACCAGUACGGCGUAAUAGCUUAUUAUUAGCAAUGGAACUCGGUGAUGCUCAUAAUAUACCGCAUUAUAAAACCCUGGAAGAUGUCAUCAAGGGUAUCAAAAAAGCUGGUUUAGAAUAUUCGAAUCUGAUAUUCGGAAUCGAUUAUACGCAAUCAAAUAAGUAUCAAGGUGAAAGGACGUUUGAUGGACGAAAUUUGCAUGAUCUUAGUUCUGAUGAAAUGAAUCCUUAUCAACAGGUGAUCGAAAUUGUGGGAAAGACAUUAUCAUCAUUUGAUGCUGACGGUGUGAUACCGACCUAUGGAUUCGGUGAUGAGGAAUCAAGUGAUCAUGGCAUUUUCAAUUUGAAUGAUAGGAAUGAUAUAAAUGCCGAAUGCAAUGGCUUUGAAGAAGUUCUGAGGAUAUAUACUGACAUAACACCAUCUAUUCGAAUGUCUGGUCCAACAAAUUUCGUGCCUCUCAUUGAACAGGCAGUAUCAAUUGUACGUGAGAAGCAUUCAUAUCAUAUCUUAGUGAUUGUUGCCGAUGGGCAAGUAACGAACGAAAAGAUCAAUCAGAAGGCUAUUGCGGCAGCAUCGCGUUAUCCACUAUCAAUUAUCAUGGUCGGUGUUGGUGAUGGACCAUGGAAUAUGAUGACCAGAUUUGAUGAAACAUUGCCGAAACGAAUGUUUGAUAAUUUCCAUUUUGUUGAUUUCCAUAAAGUGAUGUUCAAUGCUCCAAAUCAGGAGGCAUCAUUUGCGCUUAAUGCUCUCAUGGAAAUACCUGAUCAGUAUAAAGCAAUUAAGGAACUUGGCUUGCUAAAGCAUUCACGACGUGGCUAG
This is a messenger RNA of Acanthocheilonema viteae, 14232 nucleotides long. NCBI's taxonomy places the organism in Eukaryota, Metazoa, Nematoda, Chromadorea, Rhabditida, Onchocercidae. The record is from the annotation of a GenBank genome assembly.